CGUAAAUUAUAGCAUGGCGCCGUCCAUGAAACGGAUCGCUGUGUUCGGUUCGACUGGGCAAACUGGCUUGUGCUGCCUUCACGCCGCAGUGAAAAAGGGUCUGGAGACAACAGCCUUUGUUCGAGAUCCUGAAAAGAUUCCAGAAGAACUGAAAGGGAAGGUAAAAAUAGUUCAAGGGGAUGUCCUCAAUACACAAGAUGUGGCUAAAUGCCUAGAAGGACAAGAUGGAGUUGUUGUAGCCCUUGGAACACGAAAUGACACCAGUCCAACAACAGACCUCUCAACAGGGCUUCAAAACAUCUUGAAUGAAAUGGAAAAAGCUCAUAUCAAGAGGGUGUCUGUUUGCAUUUCAGCAUUCCUUUUCUGGGAGAGAAGCAAAGUACCAUCAGUGUUCCAGGCUUUGACUGAAGACCAUGAUCGCAUGCUUCAGUACUUGAAGGCAUCUAACAGAGAAUGGAUUGCAGUCCUGCCCCCACAUAUUGCAGAUGAACCUGGUACAAAUGGAAAGUACCAAGUAGAGCAUGGUAAGGGUCCAGGUCGAGUCAUUUCCAAGUGGGACCUUGGAGAGUUCCUGGUACAAUCCUUGUCAGCAGAUGAGCAUAUUCACCAAGAGUGUGGCAUCUGUCGUCCAUGAAAAUACCAGUGAAGUCCCUGCACUAUCUGUGUAGAUUCUUAUGUUCAACCCUAAAUUUCUUGUGCAAUAGUUAACAAGCAUUUAUUUAUUGCAGUUUCUAAUCCAAUACUAAAAUACAGAAUGGAAUAUUUAAGGGGCAAACAAUAACAAAGUAGAAGACAUUAAAGAGGAAGAGCUGCUGGAGUUUGUGAGAGUAAAUCCUAAUCAGAUGGCUGAAAUUCCUCAUGAAGAGUUAAAAGUAUAUAAUGAUGUUGGUAGUUUCACCUCCAAGAUGUAUAAUACUAAAAUGGAUUCUUUGACCAGGCACUUUUGCAUGCUCCCUGUUGCAUUCAGUAUAAUAAAUCCUUUCCCAAUAUUGACUUCUGUAAUUGGCAGCAAGCUGGCAUGUUUUGUCAUUGAGAACACUGCUGGUGUGUUGCUAUCCUUUCAGUAAUCUUAUGGUUUUACCUCAUAUUAGUAGUCGCAAGGGGGAGUAAAUUUCCAAUCAUUGUUUGGGAAAUAAAAAUAAAAUAAAAGCAAUGCAUAUUUGUUCAUCUAUAUGUUCUAUUGCAUGUUAGUGCUAUACAAGAGAUUUGCCACAUAAUUAUUAUAUUAUAAAUAAAUAAUACCCCACAGAAUACUGUUGGAAAUAAAAUACCCCAUGCGACUUCUGCAGGAUGAAAAUGUGAUUCUUGAAUAAGCAUACUCAUGGAUAGCAGGUACUGCAACGUCUUCUCUUGAAAUCAUCACAAGAUGAAGUUUACACACUGGCAGCUGUUUCAGCAGGGCUAUACUUUGCUCUUUGCAGCAGCUCCCCUGGGACCAAGAUGAAUGCAAAUUUAUUUUCUGGUUGCUCUUCUGAUUUGUGCACUCAUCUCUUGCUGUUUUUGGACUGCUUCAGCCUCUCCCAGCUGAGAAAAUUAAUUGCCCUCAAUCAACAGGAACAAAUAAUGCUCUCUGUGCAGCUAGUUCAUGGA
Molecule: messenger RNA, 1590 nt
Organism: Darwinula stevensoni
Lineage: Eukaryota; Metazoa; Arthropoda; Ostracoda; Podocopida; Darwinulidae
Source: the annotation of a GenBank genome assembly